CACCUUAGGACAAUAAGGGAAGACAGAAACCAGGAUUCCCUCAGAUUCAAUGGCACAGAAUACAAGAGCAUAUCAGGACCCAGUUGGGUGGGUGGGAUGCUCGCUGAACACCCUUCCCCACCCCCUUUAAAUUUGGUGUUUUAAAGAAACUGCAGCGGAGGGCCCGCCCCUAGUGACGUUUAGAAGUCACUUGGAACUCCUGAUUGGCUGUUCCUUCCAUCAGUCAGGACUGACGGCAAGUCCACCUCCCUCCUUCCAGACCCCGCCGGCCUGACGCCUCCACGCGCGCAGGGGAUCCAUUCGAGACCCCUCCACGGUGGACGCCUAAGCCCGUGGGACCCAUCAGGACAGCCGCGCCUCUUCUCACGGACGCCCAAGACUACGAGCAUAUACUCUAUUUUAAUUUAUCUAAAAUGGUUUUAAAGAAGAAAAAAGAUAUUCAGGUUGCUGCAUUGAAUGUUGGUCACCAGGAACUUGAAACAUUGAGAUCAUUUGCAGAUGCUGAAGGGGAGAAUCUCGCUGCUUUGUUGUUACGCUGUGUACAACUUACUGAUGGACUAGUCCAAAUCCAUUGUAUCAAGCAGAUUGUACCUUUGCUGGAGAAGAUAGAUAGGAAUCAGGCAUGUGAUCCCAUGUUUCAGAGUUGCUUAGAUAUUUUAGGACGUAUCUAUUUUUCUGUGGACUCAAAGAAUCCUUUGAAGAAAGUGUUGACAAGUUCACUAAAUGGCCUCCCUGAACCAUUUUUUGCUGAUGCUGUACAUAGCUUCACCUGUUGUCUUCAAGAAGAACUGAAAACAACUAACCUAUAUUCUUAUAGGAGAGUAACUGACAAUCUUGCCUCCUGCAUGGAGAAUUUUAAUCUGGGUAGGACAAGCGUUAUAAACCUGUUUAAAGAUGUUCUUCAGUUUCUACAGAAAGUUCUAGUUGAAAUACCAGAAGAAAAUAGAAAGUUUACUGGAAAUCAUAUUGCACAAACAGAGUUGAUGCAUGACUUGCUGAUAGCCAUCAGAGUUUCUGUGAUGCUAGUACAGAAAGUACAAGAAAUCAUUCAGGGAGGUCUUUGGAAGAGCCCUAGUUCUCCAGUUUGGCAAAGUAUGUGUGGCCUACUGAGCAUUUUCUCCAAGUUCCUAAGAAAUGAUGACCUCUUGCAGAAUAUUCAGAGUACUUCUGGGCUAGCCAUUAUUCUUCUCAUUAAGACUAUGUGUGAUUCAACUGAAAUGAUAGCUGAUUUGGUGAACCACUUGAUUCUUCAUUCAGUGGGGAAUUCCAGAGUACCUGACUGGUUUAUAAGCAGCUGUGGGAGCCUUUGUAAGGAAGACAUCCCUGGGCCAGCCCUCCUCUUCCUUUGUCAAGGCGCAUUGGCCAUGUUAAACUGGAAGAAUGGGGAUAUGGGCCAAAGUGGAGAGAAACUCCUUUUGGAUAUUGCUGGUGUUUUGUUCAGGCUGAGUUUACAGCUCAAGGAAUCAAGCUUGGAAAUGUUUCUGUCUAGAAUUUUGGUGAUUUGGACCAAUUCAGCCUUAGAUAUCCUUGAAUCAAGUUCUCUGAGUCUGAAGAGUAGUCUGAAUGGUAAUUCUGAGACAGUUGGAAGACUUCUGGAAUACGUCUAUACCCACUGGGAACAUCCCUUGGAUGCUGUGAGACACCAAACCAAAACGAUAUUCAGAAAUCUUCUCCAGAUGCACCGGUGCACCAUGGAAAGAUCUGACUGUGUCUCAGAUCCUUUCUUCUUGGGACUUAUAGAGAGCCUAUUGAGGUUGGAAUGGCACGUCAAGGGAAAGUAUACCUGCCUUAGCUGCCUGGUAGACUGUGUAGGGAUUGAAAAUAUUUUAGCAGUGAAUAAAAUGAUCCCUUCUCAGAUCUUGGAGGUAAUGGGUGACCAGUCCCUGGCACCUUAUGCAAGUGACCUGCUAGAAACCAUGUUUAAAAAUCACAGGAAUUAUUUGAAAUCCCAGUCUCUUUAUACCUCUUGGUUUGAUGAGUGGCAUGAAACAUGGGUGUCUCCUCUCCUCCUCAUAUUGCGUGAAGGGAACCUGGAACAAACAGCUUAUAUAAUUGAUUAUUAUCUGCCAAAGCUAUUAAAGUGCAGUCCAGAAAGCCUGAGUUAUAUGGUGAAGAUUCUUCAGACUUCUACUAAUAUUAGCACAGUUUUCCUCCUACUGUCUUUAGGAUCCUGCAACAGCAGAGGAUCUCUGGGAGCUCUGAUGGCUUGUCUAAGAACAGCUAGGGCUCAUGGACAUCUGCAGUAUGCAUCUCAUGUUACGUGGGGCAGCCUCGUGUCCAGUGCAAAAAUAAAACAAGGUUUAGUUCAUCAGCAUUGCCAGGUUCGCAUCGAUGCUUUAGGCUUGCUCUGUGAAAGUCACCGAAGCACUGAGAUCGUCUCCAUGGAAGAAAUGCAGCUGGUUCAGUUCUUUAUUCUGUACAACCUGAACAAUCAAUCUCCUGGCGUGAGACAGCAGAUCUGUUCCCUCCUGAAAAAGUUGUUCUGCAGGAUACAGGAAAGUUCUCAGGUACUUUAUAAAUUGGAGCAAAGUAAAUCCCAGCAAGAAUCGGUGGAUGAUUCAACUGAGAAGGAUCCUUCUGGGAUGUUACAGAAAUAUCAGGAUUUCAUGUCAUCCAUAUGCAACAGUCUUUUUGAGGCUUUAUUUCCUGGCUCUUCCCAUGCAACCAAAUUUUCAGCCUUAACUAUUUUGGGUUCAAUAGCUGAAAUAUUUCCCGACCCAGAAGGUAAAGCUCAAACAGUGUUUCAGCUGAGUCAAGAGAUUAAUUUUUCCCGAGUUGAAACAAUAAUGGAAUGUUUUUCGAGCACUUUUGAAGAAGUGAAAAUUUUAGCAUUUGAUCUUUUGAUGAAAUUCCCCAAAACUACUGUACAUUUUCAGGAUUCUUUGAAAUUGCAAGCCUUGUUCCGUGCAGCAGUGGAUUUGAGCACUAGUACCAAGCCGUAUGACUGUGUCACAGCCUCCUAUCUGCUCAGAUUCUUAAUUGGUCAAGAGGGCUUGCUGUCAGCCCUGGCUGUGUUCUUUAACAAUCCACUCGGGCCUUCACCGUGCCAGGCAGGUGGAGAGGAGCCUGUUGCUUUUGUGGAAAGGAAUGCAUUAAUGGUUAUUAGAUACCUUUUGGAAAAUCUUGAAAGAGAAAUAUCACAGGCUGAAAGUUCUCUACUGCAGGCGGCAGCAUUGUUUCCAAUGUAUGGGCGAGUUCACUGUAUAAUAGGGGCUUUUCAGCAGUUAUCUUUAAACAACCUGGCAAUGGUGACUGAAUGGAGGAAUGUGGUGGCCAAACUCAUUUUGACAUCCUACAGGCUUUCUGCUGUAGUAGCACCAGUGGUUCAGAGUUCUUCCCCAGAGGGCCUCAUCCCAAUGGACACUGAUUCAGAAACGGCAAGUCGCUUGCAGAUGAUUCUCAAUGAGAUUCAGCCUCGAGACACAAAUGAUUAUUUCAACCAGGUCAAAAUGACAAAAAAACUUAAGAGCCUCGAUUUGGAGGACGUCGCUGCUGCUGGUGCCCCAAUGAUUACUACGUCUAUGGAAAUGAAAGGUAAAGAAGGACAGUCCUGUGAUGUAACAGCUCAGGCAGUACUGGUAUGUUGCUGGAGAAGUAUGAAAGAAGUUGCCUUGCUCCUAGGCAUGUUAUGCCAACUUGUGCCUCUCCAGGCUGUGCCUGAAGCUCCUGAUGGAUUAGUGACAGUGGAGCAGGUGAAGAAUAUAGGAAACUACUUCAAACAACAUCUUUUACAAUCCAGACACAGAGGAGCAUUUGAAUUAGCUUACACUGGCUUUGUAAAGCUAACUCAAGUCCUAUCCAGGUGCCCCAAUGAAUGUCUGCAAAGGCUACCAGAGCAGUGGUUGCGGGACGUCUUGGAGGAAAUUAAGUCCAGCAAUCCUUCUUCUAAACUCUGUGCAACAAGACGCAGCGCUGGGAUUCCUUUCUAUAUACAGGCGUUACUGGCAUCAGAGCCAAAGAAAGGCAGGAUGGAUUUAUUGAAGAUAACAAUGAAAGAAUUGAUCUCUUUGGCUGUACCUUCAAGUGACUCACAGAGUUCAGUCCCACAGGUCCAUGCUCUAAAUAUCCUUAGAGCUUUGUUCAGAGAUACUCGACUGGGUGAAAACAUCAUUCCUUAUGUUGCGGAUGGAAUUCAAGCUGCAAUUCUGGGCUUUACGUCUCCUGUCUGGGCAGUGAGAAAUUCUUCCACACUUCUAUUUAGUUCUCUGAUCACAAGAAUUUUUGGAGUUAAAAGGGGAAAGGAUGAACAUUCCAAAAAAAAUAGAAUGACUGGUAGAGAAUUUUUCUCUCGUUUCCCAGCUCUUUAUCCUUUUCUUCUCAAGCAACUGGAAGUUGUGGCCAAUACUGUGGAAAGUGACAGCAAUGAAUGGAAGCUUUACCCCAACCUGUAUCUGUUGCUACUGAUCCUGGGAAGACUGUACCCCUCCCCUAUGGAUGGCACAUCCUCAGCACUCAGCAUGGCACCCUUCAUCCCCUUCAUCAGGAGGUGUGGUCAUUCAGCUGUCUACCGGUCCAGGGAAAUGGCGGCCCGGGCCUUGGUCCCAUUUGUCAUGAUUGACCAGAUACCAAAUACUAUUCGGUCUCUGUUAUGUGAACUACCCAACUAUACAGACCUGUGUAUCCGGCAGAACCACGUUCAUGGGAUGCUUUUGCAGGUUUUUCAUUUGUUACAGACCUACUCAGACUCCAAACACAGAGCGAAUUCAGACUUUCAGCAGGAGUUGACUGACAUCACUGUCUGUAUCGGAGCCAAACUCUGGCUGGCCAAGAGGCAGAACCCCUGUCUUGUGACCAGAGCUGCCUGUAUUGAUAUUCUCAUCCUACUGACUCAGUGCCUUGACCAAGCCCCAAAGGGAAGCCAGCCAGGUCUCAAAAUCCUUGGCUUCUGCAAAGAAGUUGACACUAUCAUCUCUGAGUCUGAACUAAAAACUGGAAUCCCUUAUUCCUGUGCUGUCCCCGGUCUGAUCCAGUAUUUGCAGAGCCUCACCAGACUAGUGAUAGCUGCCAUGUUUGCCACAACAGCUGACUCCAGUGAGAAAACAAAGGACAACCCCAUCCCUCUUGUUCAGCUGUUACAGUCCAACUUUGCUGAGGUUCGCCUGCUGACAUUGGAAACCUUGCUGCAUUUGGUGACACCAGAAGACCCAAAACAGAAGACAGGAGAAGAGAGAGACCUAUUGUCCUUCCUUCCUGACGUGGGGGAGACACUCUUGAAGAUGGCCGUGCAAGAAAAACACCAAGAGUGCUUUAGCAAGGUUUUGAAAAUUCUCCAUUGCAUGGAUAUCAACAAGUGGCUUCCUCUCAUUGAAUGUUGUAUCCACCAGACCCCAAAGGAUUUCUUGACCUGGACGAUGGGUGUUGCAAAUGCUUCCAAUGAAAGGAACAAAAUUCAGUGUGAAGCUCUGAAGCUUGCCUCCAAACUGGUCACCUACCAUGUACAGCUACAUAAGGAGGGCUUACCUUUGAUAGAAAUGGAGCUGCGGCAGUGGGUACAGCUAGUGGCCUAUUGCUGUAGAGGUGAGCUGCAGGCAGAGACCAGACUGGCAGCUGCAGAAGUUCUUGUCAGUGUUACACCGUUUUUCCUGACCGAUCAACGUUUGAUUCUUGGGCUUCCAGACACACUCACGCUCUGGAAAUGUGUCUUCAUCCUUCUGCAGAGUGAGGAACAAACAGUCCGAGAUACAGCGGCUGAAGUAGUCCAGGCUGCCCUGUCACAAGAAAACACCUGCCAGACAACAGGGUUUGCCUUCUCCUUGGUGGAUGCGUCAAUGGCUUUGGACUUGGCUGUGGGCUUGCUAUGUAAGCUGCUCCAGGAUUGGGACCAGGUGGCUACAGGACUCCAAUUCCUACUAGAAUGGCUCCUGGGGGAAGAUGACAUCAGGAAUGGGACAGAGCGAAUGCUUCAGGUUGAAGAUGACUUUGUGUUUGACAAAGGUGAAGUGAACAUUUGGGCUGAGACACUAACCCAAGUGGGCCACCUAGUCAAACAUUUGUCUUCCCUCUGUAAGAAAAGCUGGCUUUCCCAGGAUCCCACGGCACUCCAUCAGCUGAGAAGGAAAGCAUGCCAGCAAUUCCAACACCUAUCACAGCUAUUCCAAGAGCUGCCUCCAAAUCCUGAAUUUUCUAAGACAACUGACUAUACGAGAUUGCGCAUCCAGAAGGAAAGAACUUCAGCUUGCCUGAAGAUGCUAGAUAUUCUUGAAGGGAAGGGGGAGAAACCCUGGGCCACUGAUAUUUCGCUACCUGUUGUCAUUUAAUUCUGCAGAGAAUAAAGCCCAAAUCUACAGAGUGAUGUGGGAAAGGGAUGUGUUUGGGGGUUGGGGAGUUUUUGUCCUGCACUAAGUACACAGGAAAUAUUACCUACAUUAAAAAUCCUUUUUGUUCACUGUGUCCCUUCUGCCCCAAUGAGGUGGACCAACUGUCCCUUCUUACAGAAGGAUCUUUCUUCUCAAUACAUUUACUUAGAUCUUGCAAGCCAGCCAAGUUUAUUGCAGCCACUGUUGGAGGUGGAGCCAUUAAAUUUGAUAUUUACCUUGCUCCCAGGUGCAGGCCACCUGCAGGCCCGAAUUAGCUGUUUUCUUCCCUAGAGUCCAUUCUGUCUGCAUCCCCCUUUAGAAAAGUCUCAUGUUUUUAAUGUGAUUUAAAAAGAAAAAAAAAACCUCAUUUGGAUUCUUUGAUCAGAUUCUAAAUGUUAUUCCAUUUUAGCAAAGAAGGAAAUACAUUCCAAAUGUUUCCAUUUUUAAAAUCUAAGUGAAUUAAAAAGCAACUUCAUACAGAUAAUUUGAUUGUGUGGGAGACCUGCGGUGAUACACAAUUUAAAAAUAUUUUGUCCCAAAUCAUUAAAAGAGCCUUAUGGCCCUUCUUUGUUCCUUCUAUCCACCUCUCCUUCCCCACCUCCCAAGGUGUUUGAUCAAAAGCAAUCAGUAAAAAGUUUGAUUGUAGCCCAGGAAAAACUAGAAGCGAUCCCCUAAGCUCUUGGAAAGAGUCAGAAGGAAAGAAGGUCCCAGGCUGGGAAAAUAUUAUCAUCUUCCCUUCUUAUAUUUUCCUUGAUGAAAAUGACAAGAAGCUUUCUUAUUUAAGGAAGGAAAAAACAAAACACACACAUCCAUUUGAAUGAUAUAAACUAGAGACCUCCAAGGAUUUUCCUGGUGCCUCACAGAACAUCCAGGAGGUGGCACCCUCGCAUGAGUUUUGCUUGAGCACUCUGAAAUAGUGUUGUUUCUGGUCUCUUUCCCCUUUAAUUGACAACUUGAGGAGAGUCACAAAUUCGGUUAUUUUAAUAUUAAGCAAUCCAGGAUGUGUUUUAACAGCAACCAGGUUCACCUUUCAGUUCAAGCCAUCCCAAAAAGGCUUUUUUCAGUCUUUGUGUGAAAAAUCAUAGGUACUUCAUUAGCAUCUGGCAAAUAAAUGUUUAAUGUUUCUUAAGAGAUCAAUUAAAGUUAUUUUAAUGGCUUGUCAAGGUCUGAGGGGCAGUUGGGGGAAUAAAAGUAUUUGAAAU
Molecule: messenger RNA, 7498 nt
Organism: Gracilinanus agilis (Agile Gracile Mouse Opossum)
Lineage: Eukaryota; Metazoa; Chordata; Mammalia; Didelphimorphia; Didelphidae
Gene: THADA
Product: THADA armadillo repeat containing
Exons: 38
Coding region: 414-6257 (1947 amino acids)
Biological process (GO): tRNA methylation
Cellular component (GO): cytosol
Source: RefSeq, a predicted model, not a curated record